AUGUUUCCGUCGGCAAGAAGCAUUACAAGCGGAGUCCACUUUGUGAACUCCGUAAGACACUCAAGUAAUGUCAGGCUUUCCGGCAGAAGAGUGAUGAAAACCAUCAAGAUGGGGAAAGCCAGACCAGCGAUCUUCCAUCAGUUCGAGACGUUUGUGGAGCUUUCUGACGGCUCUGUGGUAAAAAGAAGAUCUCAGGCACCUAAAGACGAGAUAAGAAUGAUCUCGGACCAGCGGUCCAGUCCGAUGUGGAAUCCAACGAGAGACGACUUAGACGAUACCGAUCCUAACGCUGUGGGCAAAGUUGAUAGAUUCAGGAAGAGGUUUGGGGGCUUCGAUGGUGCCGAGGAAGCUUCGGAGAAGCUCUCAUUUCAGGAGAGAAGAAAACAGGCCAACGAACAGAAGGAGAACUUGUUCGAUCUCUUGGGUGAGAAUGCCACUGAAGUCAAGGGUGGUAAGGUGCAGCCUAAGUGGGCGAAGAAGAAGAAAUAA
Candidozyma auris is the source of this 489-nucleotide messenger RNA. RefSeq names its product mitochondrial 54S ribosomal protein bL31m (gene MRPL36). The transcript has a single exon. Gene Ontology annotation, cellular component: mitochondrial large ribosomal subunit. Gene Ontology annotation, biological process: mitochondrial translation. Lineage: Eukaryota; Fungi; Ascomycota; Pichiomycetes; Serinales; Metschnikowiaceae. The record is from RefSeq and is a predicted model, not a curated record. Gene Ontology annotation, molecular function: structural constituent of ribosome. Bases 1 to 489 code for a protein of 162 amino acids.